Paramuricea clavata is the source of this 351-nucleotide messenger RNA. NCBI's taxonomy places the organism in Eukaryota, Metazoa, Cnidaria, Anthozoa, Malacalcyonacea, Plexauridae. The record is from the annotation of a GenBank genome assembly.
AUGCAACGUGUCACAAGGUCGAAUCAGUCAAGUGGUUCUAUUAACGAUGAGCUUCGUGGCUAUUUUGAAUCGGAAUCCUUUAUGGAUAUUAUGAGGAGAGUGGUUUCGAACAUGGUUGCGGAAGAAUCUUUUCAACUUGCUCUCAAAAAAAGUGUAGAUGCAGCAGUGGCGAGCACCGUUGAGCCUUUUAACAAGAAACUAGCUGAAUUUGAACAAUACGUGCCACGAGUAACCGAUUUAGAAAAGAAGAUUAACGACCUUGAAUCUCGUCUGUCGGCAGCGCAAGAGGAAGCUAAACUUGCUAUAAAUAGAGCUAAUGAUAACGAGCAAUACUCUAGAAAAUAUAAUUAG